Molecule: messenger RNA, 958 nt
Organism: Micromonas commoda
Lineage: Eukaryota; Viridiplantae; Chlorophyta; Mamiellophyceae; Mamiellales; Mamiellaceae
Exons: 2
Coding region: 1-927 (308 amino acids)
Source: RefSeq, a predicted model, not a curated record
AUGAGCCUCACCCUCGCCACGGCGGGCGGGCUCAGGGUCCUCGCCCCGCCUCGGGCUCCGCGACCCGUCGAGAAAGCAAUUCAACAACGAGCGAAAAGCGCCCGGAAAAGCGCCCCGCCCCGCGGGGGCUCCGGGGCGGUCGACCUCUUGGACGCGGACGCGCGCGAACGAGGGAUGUGCGAGGCUCUCGGGUUGACCCUCGCGGGUUUCGCGGCUUCCGCAAUCAUCGCCGGCGCCGCGGCCGCUCACGACGUCGUCGACGUCGCGGAAGUCAGCGCAGGGCUGUACAAUUCCGGGAAGGACAUCGGCAUGGGAAUGUCGGGAAUGUCCGGCGACGGCGACGCGAAGGGAAUGAAGAUGUCACCCGCCUCGAAGCCAAGGGCGGGCGAACCCAAGGGCUCGCACGCCUCCCCCGCGUGGGAGGUCUGGGCCUACUCGCAGGCCGCGCCGCCCUACAUCGCCGACGGAGCCACCGUCGUCGGCGGCGACGGCGAGAUCAAGCGCGCGGGCACGAACGAGUGGACCUGCCUCGCGGGAAACGGCCGAACGCGACCGGCCGACGGCUGGCCCAGCGUGCACGUCGCGUCGCCCAUCUGCGCGGACCCCGAGGGCAUGAAGUGGAUCCAGGCCUACGUGUCCGGCAAGACGCCCAAGCUCGAGCGCGAUACGAUCAUCUACAUGCAGGCCGGCGACGAGGGCUACGACAACACCGACCCGACCGUCGUCGAGAAGAAGGACGCCAAGCCCGGUCAGUGGAUCGAGUCCGGCGGCCACGUCAUGCUGAUGCCGAAAGAUCCCAAAGCCAUCGCCAAGUUCACCGACGACUUCAACUCCGGCAGCCCGUACAUCAUGUUCGGCGGUACGCCUUACGCGCACGUCAUGAUCCCCACCGACGGCGCGUACUACCAGUACCAGAAGGGUAGGUGAAGGGGAUGCGCCGCACGCCUGCCUGUAUUGC